Molecule: messenger RNA, 1923 nt
Organism: Salvia splendens (bonfire salvia)
Lineage: Eukaryota; Viridiplantae; Streptophyta; Magnoliopsida; Lamiales; Lamiaceae
Exons: 2
Coding region: 1-1923 (640 amino acids)
Cellular component (GO): intracellular membrane-bounded organelle
Source: RefSeq, a predicted model, not a curated record
AUGCAGCUGUUCAUUUCUGUAUGCUUGUUUUUCUUUUCUUCUUCUUCUUGGGUAGAUUCCAAAUCCAUCCCAACUGUUAGUGCUGACGAAUUAUACUCUACGCUUUCUUUUUUCACAUCUUACUACACUGGUGAAGAAGCACUCAUUGGCAAGUCACCAAACAACACUCGUUAUUACAACUUUGUUCGCAAAUCCGCCAGAUUACAAAUCCAAGACCAUCGCAAAACCAAUGACUCUUGUGUCUACCGAGUGCGAGGCUACUUGCUCGUCCAGUUUCCGUACUGGUACGGUGGCACGGAUCACAGCAGGGCACAAGGGAUGAUCAGAUUCUGGCUAGAUGGUUUGUGGUCUGAUAAGAGCAGGCAUCUUAUGAUGGUUGGAUCUGCUUCUUGGGUGGUUGAUGGCAAUCCCAUCAUUCUUGAUGCUGUUCUUGACACUGCCAAGGCUAAUCCAACUCUUUUCAAUUCCUACAUAAGUGGGGGCUUGAGCAGCACUGUUUGUGCCCCUCCUGGCUAUUUCGACCCGUUAUCCAUAUUCAGUUUCCCACAGCUUGCAUCGUACAACUAUUCGCUUCUUUCUCGAGUGUGUCAUGAAGCUGACAUGUUUUCUGGUGCUGGCCAUGACCAAUGUUGGGUGUUCACAGGAGAAAAAAUAGUUUUGGAGGUGGAUAAUGGUUCCUUUCUGCGCUUCACUCCGAUCCAGUGCUCUCCACUGCAGAGAAAGAUGAGGUACAUUGCCACAUUUCAGAAUACCACGUAUGGUCAAGACUUCGGCCUCAACUCCUCUGUCAUUGGGGAGGCGUUUUGGGACAAUGACAAGAGAGAGCUUUUAGGCGUUGCGUGCAGAUUACUAGAUCCGUUGAAUCGCUCUGCUGAUGAGAAAGCGGACUGUAGGAUGAGGUUGAGCCUCAGCUACACUUCAGUCUUCACCAUCAUAAAUGAGCCCAAACUCGUUGGCUGGUAUUGGAGCACUAGACACAUCCAUGACUCUAGCUACUUUGGAUCUGUUAAUCUCACAAAAUCUGAUGGAUUUGGCAUCAUCACCCUCCCAGAAGUGAGAUACGUGUACACAAAAUUGGGUCAAGUGAGAAGAAGCUCAUGCGCCGCAAAAAGAGUGGGAAGAACACAUAUUCUGAUAAAAUGCAACUUGAUCUGUCUCUACAUAAUUCAAGAGGCCAACAAAUCGCAUGGGCAACUCAAGUAUGGCUCUCUGUUUACCAGUCUCAAUUGGUCAAUGAAUGCAAAUGAUCAAGUUGAGAUCAGAGCUGAAGGAGUUUAUGAUGCUGAAACCGGAUGCCUCUGCAUGGUUGGGUGCAGGAACAGCGACUGUGAGAUUCUCGUGACACUCGAGUUUUCUCAAGCCAAGGGAAGCAUCAAGAGUACGCGAGCCAAAACCGACCCUCUCUACUUCCACGACAUGACAAUGCAGUCCGUUAUCUAUUACAUGGAGGAGGGUGCGCGCACGACAUGGAGAAUAAUAGACUUGGAGACGGCGAUGGUGUUGGUAUCCAACGCUCUGACAUGCGUAUUCGUAGCACUGCAGAUUAAUCAUGUGAAAAGAUAUCCUAAGGUGGCAUCCUCCAUUUCUGUAUUGAUGCUUGUGAUACUGUCGGUGGGGCAGUGGCUGCGGCUGGUCCUGAGCAUGGAAGGAGACGUGCACCGUGGAAGGGCUGAAGCUGAUCUAGCGGAGGUUAGGCUGAGCUCAUUGGUGGCGCUGUUAAUGCAACUGCGGCUCGUCCAGUUAGUAUGGGAGAGAGAAGUGAAUGGGAAUAGGGAGAGGAGGGCAGGUUGUGCAUUGCUGAUGUUGUAUGUUGCAGGUGGAUUGCUUGCUUUUGUGAUGAAUGGGAGAGGAAGCAGCAGCAGCAGCAAGUAUUUCAGUGUGUGUGUGGAGAGGUUUAAAGAGCUAUGGUGGUGUGAUUGUUGA